Schistocerca serialis cubense is the source of this 615-nucleotide messenger RNA. RefSeq names its product loricrin-like. The record is from RefSeq and is a predicted model, not a curated record. NCBI's taxonomy places the organism in Eukaryota, Metazoa, Arthropoda, Insecta, Orthoptera, Acrididae. The transcript has 3 exons. Bases 1 to 615 code for a protein of 204 amino acids.
AUGACGGGUCUUGACUGUGGGGGUCAGGGUCUUGACUGUGGGGGUCAGGGUCUUGACUGUGGGGGUCAGGGUCUUGACUGUGGGGGUCAGGGUCUUGACUGUGGGGGUCAGGGUCUUGACUGUGGGGGUCAGGGUCUUGACUGUGGGGGUCAGGGUCUUGACUGUGGUGGUCAGGUUCUUGACUGUGGUGGUCAGGUUCUUGACUGUGGGGGUCAGGGUCUUGACUGUGGGGGGCGGGGGCGUGUCGGCUGUGGGGGCGGGGGCGUGGGCGUGUCGGCUGUGGGGGGCGGGGGCGUGUCGGCUGUGGGGGGCGGGGGCUUGUCGGCUGUGGGGGCGGCGUGUCGGCUGUGGGGGCGGCGUGUCGGCUGUGGGGGCGGCGUGUCGGCUGUGGGGGGCGGCGUGUCGGCUGUGGGGGGCGGCGUGCCGGCUGUGGGGGGUGGUGUGCCAGCUGUGGGGGCAUCGUGCCGGCUGUGGGGGGGGCAGUCGGGGUACCGACUGCGGGAGGCACGCGAGCACUGGCUGGCAAAUGAUUUCCGGGAGGCUGGAAUGACAUACAGUGCGGGCUCCGAUGAGCAAAUAGGGGGCGACGGCCGGCGCCGCCCCGCGCCGGUGUGA